Molecule: messenger RNA, 1323 nt
Organism: Pyricularia grisea
Lineage: Eukaryota; Fungi; Ascomycota; Sordariomycetes; Magnaporthales; Pyriculariaceae
Exons: 1
Coding region: 1-1323 (440 amino acids)
Source: RefSeq, a predicted model, not a curated record
AUGUCUACCUACCACGCAUCCUACCCGGCGACGGGCCAGUACUACGAGUACUCUCAGCCGGCAUACACUGCAUACACUCAACCCAGCUACACACUCGAGGCUCACCCUUACGCGGACGCCUACACCACAAACUCUAGCCACCUGGCUCCCGACUACAGGGAGCCCAGGACGAGCUCCUCGCGCCGCACCUCCAUCUCCCCUUCGUCAUCGGGCGAGUACUCCCACACAUCAUCAGGCAGCAGCGGUCACCACCGUAGGCGCUCCAGCCAGAUCUACCUCGAGGAGCCCACGCGCAUCGUCCACAGCAGCGGCUCUCCUUCGCGGAGGGACCGCGAGCGCGCAGAGAGGGCCGAGCGCGAGGAGCGUGAGGCCAAGGAGGAGCGCCGCCGCCGCCGCCGCGAGGAGAAGACCUCGGCCCCUACCAGCAAGGCCAUGCCCAUCCCUCUCCCCCGCUCCAGCACCAUGCCCACCGGGCACUCCAUCACCCCGUCACACGAGACCCGCGGCCGCCGCCCGGUGAUCAUGUCCGAGUACGUCGACGGCGGCGAGACGUCUGCACGCAUGCCCAUCGGCCCGGUCGACGUCCUCGAGCACGCCUCAUCGCGCCGCAACAGCACCACCAAGCGCUACUCGUCGACGGGCAGGUACGAGGACCACCACCGCCGGAGCAGCGGCGGCAGCGGCAGCGGCCACCGCAGGCACGACAGCAACGGCGGAUCCCCUCUCGGCUACGCCAGCGGCGAGGAGGAGGCCAACCGCCGCCGGGCACACAGGCGCAGCAACCGGCCCGAGGUGCGCCAGGGUCCCGGGUUCGCCUCGUCGGCGCCCGACUUUGGCGUCGCCUACGGCAAGUCGCCAUCCCCUUAUGCGUCGAGCUACGCCUCGACGGCCGGGUCUACACACCUCAGCUCGUCGCCGGCGGCCGACGAGGCCACCAAGACGCUGCGGUGGGCGGACCAGGAGCGCCGGGCGCAAAACGACCGCAUCUCGUCGCGGCCCAAGCUGGCGCGCGUCGACUCGGUCAAGGCCAACGCCAGCGCAAAGACGCAGGGCGAGGUCAAGGGCAUCCUCAAGAACAGCCCCAACAGCUCGAGGCCCCAGAGCAGCAGCGGGCCCCGCAGCCGCGGCAACUCGGUCAACGUCGACGACCUGGCCGCAGGCGUGGAGCGGCUCUCGACCGGUGACGACGAGUACAGGCGCCUCAAGGACCGGUUCAGCAUGCCGCCGACCCGCAGGCACUCCACCUUUGCGCCGGGCGCCGGCAGCAGGGACCGUACUGAGUACUGGACCGACGGUGGAAGGGAGAAGAAGUACUACCACUAA